Messenger RNA from Leptomonas pyrrhocoris, 3057 nucleotides. RefSeq lists its product as hypothetical. The transcript has a single exon. Lineage: Eukaryota; Euglenozoa; Kinetoplastea; Trypanosomatida; Trypanosomatidae. The coding region runs from base 187 to 3057 and encodes 956 amino acids. Gene Ontology annotation, molecular function: protein binding. Gene Ontology annotation, biological process: cell division. The record is from RefSeq and is a predicted model, not a curated record.
AGAAUCAACGUUGAUUCUUUUUUGUUUUUUGCUCCUUUUUCGCUCCCCUCCACUUGGGAUCUCAAAAGGAGCACUUUUAAUACCUUUCGAUACGGCACCAAAGAAAGAAGAAGCUCUACCGGCGAGCUGUACUCUCCUGUGUUUUUAUUAUUACUAUUGUUUCUUCUCUUCUCUCGCUGCGUUACGAUGUCCGCGACUCCUCCACCGCCGCCGCCGUCGAUGAUGUCGUCGUCUCCCACGUUCUCGCAGCCGCACGGACGAGCUUCUGGUGGCCCAUUCCGCACCGGUGGUGCGGCUGGUGGGGUUGGCACCUCAAACCCCGCUCGUCCUCGCCCCUCCCCGCAGCAGCGCGCACCGACGAACCUGCGCACCAUGAACCCGCUCUUCACCUUCAGCGGCGGGCACAGCGGACCGGCGCCGAACGUCGCGGGGACGGGGGGGAGCAGCGCGCCCAGCAACAGCAACAGGAAUGCUACGGCACGCGUCACCACGGCGCCGACGUCAACGGCGCACGUCGACCCUGCUGCCGCGACCACCCGACCCCCAUCACAAGCGCCAACGGAGCCCACGUCGGCCGCACCGUUUCCCACCGCCUCCGCAGAGCUUCUCCGCAGUCUCACCGCUGCCGUGCACGAGAGCCUCGCCGGCUACCUUUACCACGACGCCAUCGAGCUCGCCCAGCGACUCAUGAACCUCGACGCCUCCUACGGUCAUCUACACCUGCUGGCGCACUGCUACCUGCUGAGCGGGGGUGUCGGCACGGCCUACCGCCUCCUCCAUCAUCACUAUCCGUUUUUUGAGGUGCACGUGACGCGGCCGCGGACGGCUGCUGUGCAUGGCCGUCCUGGCACCGGUGGGGUUGGCGGUGGUUGGGGUGGUGGUGGCGUCGGCUUUACCGCCGUGGACGGGGCAGCCCUGCCGUUGGAUGCGCGCCGGACGUGGAACAGCACGGCGCCGGCCCACGGCCCCAGCACCACCGCGCUCCUCAACGCGCUUGCCCAUGGCGAGGUGGUCGACCUGAGCUACGAAACGGUCGAUUUAAAGGCGCAGUGGGAUUGCCAGUACCUGCUCGGCGUGUGUUGUUACCGCACGCAGCAUUACGAGGACGGUGUGAAGGUGCUGUCGCAGCUGUUGUACGUGAAGUACCAGUUGGAUGCGGCGGCCGCCGCGCUGCGCAAACAGCAGCAACAGCAGCAGUCGUCGUCGUCACCUCCGUCGAGCAGCGGCACGAGUGUGGAGCGGCAGCUGCACUCCUACGCGUUUGCCUCCGAGGCACGCGUCUCGCAGGUGCUGUACUGGCUGGGCCUGUGUGAGAAGCACCGUCAGCGGCCGCCCUUCGCGUUGGACUAUCUACGUCGCGCCUUCAGCGGACACCCGACGCGGAUCGAUGCGUUUCGGGAGUACGUGCGCCUCGCCUGGCCAUCCGUCGCGACUGCGCAGGAGCUGCUGGCGGUGAAGGAGCCGCUGGCCGAGGAAAACGACGGCGACGACGCGAUGGCGGAUGGCGGGCGAGCGAAUGGUGAGGGCGGGGAGGAGGAGGACGACGCGAACGAAGACGCAAACGCAGAUUCUCAACGACCACCGCAGCGACGCGGUCGCGAUGCUGCGCACGCCGAGGAGCGGCGAGGGGGUGACGACGCGGAGGACGUGGACGAGGCGGAGGAGACGGAGAAGAAGCGCGCGGCCGUGGCGCGCACCGGGUCCCUCCACACCGCCGGCCACAGAGGUAGAGGCGGUGCAGCUCGACCGCCAGCAUCGCCGGGCAGCCCCACAAGUAGCGGAAGUCCAACAACAGCGCGACGGCACCGCCAUUGCGGUGCCACGACGCCGGCGCCGGCCGCCUUCACACUGGAUGCACCCCCGCUCACCCCCACGCAGCGCCGCGUUGUCCAGCAGCACCUCCAGCCCUUUCUCCGUGCGAUCUUCCUGACCACGACCUACCGCUGUCCCGAGGCCGUCGACGCCCUGCAAAAGCUGCUGCUUCAACAGCAGCUGCAGGCGCAGUCACCGGCGACCGCAUCGUCCAUUUCCGGUACGAGCAGCAGUGCGAGCGACACCGCGCGCCCCGCCGGUCUCCCCCGCACUGCGCCUCCAACGCAGUCGCACGAGGGCCCGCCACCGGUGGAGUGCGGUCGUGUCCACUCCGUCGCGGGUGUCUCCCUCGCCGUCUCGCCCUUGCUGCUGCGUCAGCUCGCCCUCGCGCAGUUCCACAAUGGCGACGUCCAGGCGAGCGCGGACACCUUCGACCGCCUCCUGCGCGUCGCUCCGUGGGAGCUGACGGACCCCGCGCUGAUCUACUACAGCACCGCCCUGUGGCACCUGAAGAGCGAGAGCGCGCUGGGGAGCCUGGCGCAGUGCCUGACGGAUGCGGAGCCUUUCCACCCGACGACGCUGUGCGUGGUGGCGAAUGCGUAUAGCCUGGUGAAGGACCCGCGAGACGCGCUGGUCAUGCUGAAGCGCGCAGUGCAGCUCGCGCCGAAUCUGGCCUACGCCCACGCUUUGUACGGCUACGAGUUGCUCGGGCAGGACAACAAGGCGGAGGCGGAGAAGGCCUUUAAGACCGCGCUGGCGGUGGACAACACGCUGUACAUCGCGUACGCUGGACUGGGGGAGCGGUUUAUUCGAGAGGAGCAGGUGAUCCAGGCCCGCGGGUACUACAAGGAAGCCGUGAAGAUCAACCCGACGCCUGCCAUCAUGAACCGAUUUGCGCUGACCUACCACCGCCAAAACAACGUCGCGGCGAACCUGGAGUGCGCGCUGCGGCUCUAUUCGGAGUCUCUGCAGCGCCACCCGAACAACCUCACCGCCCGCCGACAGCGCACCGACGUGCUGCUGCGGCUGGACCGACCGAAAGAGGCGCUGGCGGAGCUGAAGGCGUUGCUGGUCCAGUGUCCCGGCGAGGCGGCGAUUCACAUGGCCCUCGCAGAGUGUAUGGUGUGUCUGAAGCGGCCGCAGGAGGCGCUGCAGAACUACCAAACCGCCAUGCACCUCGAUCCCCGGCGGGAGAGCUACGUGCAGGGUUGCAUUGAUCGCCUUGUCGCGGCGAAGAUGCUGUGA